GUGAGUGUGUGUUAGUGUGUGUGUGAGGUGUAAUGGCUGCUGCUAAAGAUUAAGCGAAACAUUUACUGUGGGGAAGCGUCUGGACACACUGCGCUCAACCGAACCGCCUGUGUGUGUGUGUGUGCACGCGCUGCCAGCAAGCUGUCUAAUCUAACGGAGGACACGGAGAACAGUUUGGCCAUGACUGGAGGCAUGGCAGCGCCGCUCCCGAUGAGUAACCACACGAGAGAGAGAGUGACUGUGGCCAAACUGACACUGGAGAACUUCUACAGCACGCUCCUCACACAGCAUGAGGAGAGGGAGAUGAGGCAGAAGAAGCUGGAGAAGGUGAUGGAUGAGGAAGGCUUACCUGAUGAAGAGAAGAUCACGCGGCGCUCCCAGCAUGCACGUAAGGAGACAGAGUUCCUGAGGUUAAAGAGAACUCGACUGGGGCUCGCCGACUUCGAGUCACUCAAAGUCAUCGGAAGGGGAGCUUUUGGGGAGGUGCGUCUGGUGCAGAAAAUUGACACAGGUCACAUCUAUGCCAUGAAGAUCCUGCGAAAGGCCGACAUGCUGGAGAAGGAACAGGUUGCACAUAUCAGGGCUGAGAGGGACAUCCUGGUGGAGGCAGAUGGAGCAUGGGUAGUAAAAAUGUUUUAUAGUUUCCAGGACAAAAGGAAUCUUUAUCUCAUCAUGGAGUUUCUCCCGGGAGGAGACAUGAUGACACUGCUGAUGAAAAAAGACACUCUUUCAGAGGAGGUCACGCAGUUCUAUAUAGCAGAGACAGUCCUGGCUAUCGACUCCAUUCACCAGCUGGGCUUCAUUCACCGCGAUAUCAAACCUGACAACCUACUGCUCGACUUAAGGGGUCAUGUCAAGCUGUCUGACUUUGGCCUGUGUACAGGACUGAAGAAGGCUCAUCGCACUGAGUUUUAUAGAAACCUUACCCAUAACCCUCCAAGUGACUUCUCUUUUCAGAAUAUGAACUCGAAAAGGAAGGCUGAAACAUGGAAAAAAAAUAGACGUCAGCUGGCGUACUCGACCGUGGGCACGCCCGACUACAUCGCCCCAGAGGUCUUCAUGCAGACGGGAUACAAUAAGCUGUGUGACUGGUGGUCUCUGGGAGUCAUCAUGUAUGAGAUGUUAAUAGGAUACCCACCCUUCUGCUCCGAGACUCCACAGGAAACAUACAGGAAAGUCAUGAACUGGAGAGAAACUCUCAUCUUCCCUCCUGAGGUUCCUAUAUCUGAGAAAGCCAAAGACCUGAUCCUCAGAUAUUGUACAGAUGCAGAGAACAGGAUUGGGGCGCUGAGUGUGGAUGAAAUAAAGUGCCACGCUUUCUUUGAGGGAGUCGACUGGGAGCACAUCAGAGAGAGACCUGCUGCUAUUUCCAUCGACAUAAAGAGCAUCGACGACACCUCCAACUUCGAUGACUUUCCUGAGUCAGACAUUUUACAGCCAGUCACAAACCUAACUGAGCCAGACUUCAAGUCUAAGGACUGGGUUUUCCUCAACUACACCUACAAGCGCUUUGAAGGACUCACCCAGCGUGGAACCAUCCCGCCCACACAAAGCUGGGCCAAGCCCAAGGCUGAGAGCUAAGAAGACCAAACCCUAGCCUCAUGUAAAUGCUGUGUGUGUGUGUGUGUGUGUGUGUGUGUGUGUUGGCUUCAAAGGGUUUCUGCACUGUAAAUAUAAGGUGCAAAUGUACCUUUGCAUCAGCAUUAACCCAGGCAGGGCGUUAAUAUAAAUAAAUACUACUAGAACAAAAAACAGGUAAAUCAGUGUCACUACCCCUGAACUCGACUGGUUUAUAUCCGCUCAGGUACCGGGAUGCUCAUGUUGGACAUCCGUCUUCAGUGUCCACACACUGUACUGUAGACUAACAGUGAAUUGAACAGGGUCUUAUCAGUUCUUACCUCACCUCAGCCUUAUGUGCAAACCAUACAGGGCAAGUUCCAAGACUUUAUAAACGGUGUGUAAAUAAUUUGGAGUAAUGCUGAUGUGUGGAUGAACACACACGUAAGAAAGUUCAAAAGCAGUCAGUGUUUGUCUUCACCUUUAAACAGUGAUUUGCACAGUGAGGUGUAAUGACUACAGUGAAGUGUAGUUAAUGAGUGCACCUUGCCCCUAAGCCUCAUAUGAGGGUUACAUUCUUAUUUAUAUCAGAAAUUAAUAAAUUUCAGGACGUGAGCACCACUGGCUUUCUACAUCUAACUAUUUAAAGUGUCUGUUAUUGCAUUAUCUUCUAUUAUUUAGCCAGCACUGAAACACUGGUGAGCAUUUUUUAUUUGUGCUCAGUAAAACUGCAGCACUUAAUGUCUUACUCGAGGUUACUGCGGGGCAUAGAACGCAUCCUUUUACAUGUCUUUGUCUGUCUUGUCUGUUUGUGUUAUUUUGCCAAAAUAUGUUGUAAAUGGAUAAACAGUGUAGUCAUAAUGUCCUUCUUUAGCAUAGAGAAAGUGACAAAUUUAAGGAAAAAAAUGUAAUAAAUGUUUAAUGAAACAUCAAGCUGUAGAUUUCGGAUGGGAUCUGUUGCCCCUGACGGGGGUGAGUUUAAUGACAGGACACUGAGGUCAGUCUAAAACAGAGGAAGGAUGCAGGGAUGUGUUCACAGGGUUUGGUCUCGUCUGGCAGCUUGUAUGGAAUCCCCCCACCUUACUGAGGCACUUUGUUGUUUAACGCCAUCUGUCUGUGUUAAAUAAUGUGAGUUUUUUAAAGGGACGUGUGACCCAUGGUUCAUGAUGAUCUCACAGUAGAAGUAAAGAAAUGCCAUAACCCAGAGCUCUGAACGCGAUUUACAUUUGGUAUCAGCCACCGUCGCUCCUGGGUUUUCGGCGCGCUCGUCAGAUGAUAAUAAUUUAAGUUAAUAGAGCUAAAGUUGUUGAUGGAGCUCCAACGCUGGAGGGCACGGCACUCUUCGUUGUAUGGUUUCUGGCUAACAAGCUUCAUUUUUGUUUUGUUUACAUCGAGUAAGGGGAUGAGUGUUUGUAGCUGCUAUAAUGUAUGUGCUAAGAGGAACUAAUUUGUUUUGUGGAUAUUGGUAACAUUA
Messenger RNA from Clarias gariepinus (North African catfish), 3031 nucleotides. It is a transcript of the gene stk38l, whose product is annotated as serine/threonine kinase 38 like. The record is from RefSeq and is a predicted model, not a curated record. Lineage: Eukaryota; Metazoa; Chordata; Actinopteri; Siluriformes; Clariidae. The transcript is spliced from 14 exons. Gene Ontology annotation, molecular function: ATP binding; protein serine/threonine kinase activity. Bases 181 to 1581 code for a protein of 466 amino acids. Gene Ontology annotation, biological process: peptidyl-serine phosphorylation; intracellular signal transduction.